Poecilia latipinna (sailfin molly) is the source of this 2039-nucleotide messenger RNA. It is a transcript of the gene pyroxd2, whose product is annotated as pyridine nucleotide-disulphide oxidoreductase domain 2. Gene Ontology annotation, molecular function: oxidoreductase activity. Lineage: Eukaryota; Metazoa; Chordata; Actinopteri; Cyprinodontiformes; Poeciliidae. The record is from RefSeq and is a predicted model, not a curated record. The transcript is spliced from 16 exons. Bases 230 to 1966 code for a protein of 578 amino acids.
AAAACUUCAAUGACGGAAGUUAAUCUCAUCCAAUCAGAUCCUUAAAAAAUGCCUUGUUUUACUGCUUGUCCAAUCGGGUGUUGCUCUUCAGAAACGCCUUACUUUGGAAACGCCAACUUUGUCUGCGGACCGACCUACCAACUUAACAGGGUCUGAUUCUGAUUUCGGAUGCUUAGCACAGUUCGGGAAAGGAGGCGGGACCGACGUUGGAUAAGCGAAAGCUCCUGCCAUGGCUGCAGCGGUGUGGACGGAUCGAGGAACUCGGGCUAAGAAUCUGCUGUGGAUACUGAUGGGAUCCAGAUCGAAUCACACUGCUUUAAAACCCUGCUAUGACGCGCUGGUCAUCGGAGGAGGACACAAUGGGCUGGUGGCAGCCGCCUAUCUUCAGAAGGGAGGGGUGAAGACAGCUGUGCUGGAGCGCAGACAUGUGCUGGGAGGGGCAGCUGUCACAGAGGAGAUCUUUCCAGGUUUCCACUUCUCCAGGUGCUCAUAUUUGCUCAGUUUGUUACGACCUCACAUAUACAGAGACCUUGAGCUCAAGAAACAUGGAUUGAAGGUAUACAUGAGAGACCCCCAUUCUUUCACCCCCAUGUUGGAGGAGGGGAUGAAGGGGGCUGUACCAAGGUCCCUCACCCUUGGGUCAGAUCUGGCCGAAAACCUAAAUGAGAUCGGCAAGUUUUCACAGAAGGAUGCUAAGGCUUAUCCAGACUUUGUUGCACAUCUUAAAAAGUUAGCUAGUGCUAUCCACCCUCUGCUGGAUUCUCCACCUGUAGAUAUCAGAGGAGUUACAGCUGGUUCACUAAGGAAGAGGCUGGCUGCAACUAAGACGCUGAUACCUAUUGCCAAAUUAGGUCUGAAACUUGGAGGGAAUAUUCCAGACUUUUAUGAAAUUGUAACCGCACCCAUCAUGAAGAUUCUCACUCGGUGGUUCGAUUCAGAGCCACUGAGGGCAACAUUAGCUACUGACGGUGUGAUAGGAGCCAUGACCAGUCCUAGCAACCCCGGUAGCGGGUAUGUGCUCUUGCACCAUGUAAUGGGAGAGCUGGAAAAGGAGAAAGGAGCGUGGGGUUAUGUGGAGGGAGGCAUGGGAGGUUUGUCUCAGGCUAUAGCAAGAGCUGCUCAGUCUUACGGAGUAGACGUUUUUACAGAGAAGAAUGUCGAACAGAUCCUUGUCGGUUCAGAUGGCGCAACUAAAGGAGUAGCGCUAAAAGAUGGUACCGAGAUUCACAGUAAUGUGGUUCUGUCAAAUGCCACCCCCUAUGCUACCUUCAAGUACCUGACAUCGAAGGGUGCUCUUUCUGAAGAGUUCAUCAAAGCUGUAGACCAGGUAGACUACACUUCACCUGUUACAAAGAUUAACGUGGCAUUGGACAAAUUACCAAACUUCCUGGCAUCACCCACACCAGACGAUAAGCCUGGACCCCACCAUCAGUGCUCAAUACACCUGAACUGUGAAAACGUGGACAUACUUGAGGCUGCAUAUAAAGAUGCCAUCAAUGGACGUCCCUCAGCGAGACCUAUGCUGGAGAUGACUAUCCCAUCUGUUUUGGACCCCACUCUAGCGCCCCCUGGCUGCCAUGUUGUGUCAUUGUUCACUCAGUUUACCCCCUACCACAUCAAAGGCAGGGAGUGGACCCAGCAGGACAGAGAGGACUUUGGAGACACCGUUUUUGACUGGGUGGAACAAUACGCCCCUGGGUUUAAAACCUCCGUUGUGGGCAGAGAAAUCCUGUCUCCCCCUGACCUGGAGAAGAUCUUUGGACUCACUGGCGGGAAUAUCUUUCAUGGAUCAAUGUCUCUGGACCAGCUCUACCUAGCGCGACCUUUGCCCUCACUUUCAGACUACCGCUCACCAAUUAAAGGACUCUAUCUGUGUGGCAGUGGCUGUCAUCCAGGUGGCGGUGUGAUGGGUUCUCCAGGCUGGAACGCAGCACUCACUGUUAUAUCUGAUUUGAAGCGUCGCUGAGAAUUGUGACAGCAUUACUGCAAAAGCAUACAUUAAAAUCUUCUAUACUACAUAUCUACAUUUGUUAAAAAAA